Lottia gigantea (owl limpet) is the source of this 1824-nucleotide messenger RNA. RefSeq lists its product as hypothetical. The record is from RefSeq and is a predicted model, not a curated record. The transcript is spliced from 10 exons. The coding region runs from base 1 to 1824 and encodes 607 amino acids. Lineage: Eukaryota; Metazoa; Mollusca; Gastropoda; Lottiidae.
AUGGUAAACUCCAGUGAACACUACAAUAUUAACGAUAAAGUGGAAUUCAACUUCAAUAUUUCUCUAAUUACCACCAAUGUAUCUUAUCUGUCUAUUGAUAUCCAUGGGGAUUCCUUAAAGUUUGAGAAUUCCAUAUCGGAAGUGAACAUAUCGUUGACUCUUAUUGGUACUGAUGCUCUUUUAAAUUUCUGUUACUCUUUACGAUCUAUGAAGAAAAUACACGAAGACUUGUUAUGGUGGUCAACAAUCUACAGCAUACAGAUCCCUGAUUUACCCAGUGAUACUUGGAUAUUGAAUGGAACCGUGUUUGCUUCAGUUAGUGAAUCAGCUGGUCCCGGUGCUUUGAUUCGUGGCAUCAUCGACCUAACCUGUCAGAUUGGAAACGAAACCUUUUAUGAUCAAUUAAUAUCAGAUUAUGCGUACAAACUUCCAUUGGUAAUACGGUCAGAAGUUUUCAAUAACGGGUCACUGCAACUCAGAGCACCAAUGACUAACCAGAUCAUCAUGCUGUUUGAUGAAGGAGAAGUUGCACCAAAAGUAACCGCCAUUACACCAUUUGAUGAAUCAUCAGAAGAAGCUGCUGUUCCUCUCAAGAAUUUUGCAGCAGGAGCCACACAUGGUAUAGAUGAAAGUGGUCUUGCAGCUAUUAAUGAAUCAGUGGUUCGUAUGUGGUCCACCGCAGCAUCAUACCAGAGUGAUAUUGGACAGAUCUCAAUACCAGCUGUGUCUAGAGAUACCGCUGGAAAUGAGACGGAUUCUGGAAUAGUUGUUCAAAUCACAAGCCGUCUAGAAGAUUUUUCAAACAUUGCUAACGUUAGUGAACUGGGUAUAGGAUUGGGAGUAUAUUUUGGGCAGUCCAUGAUUUGGAUUACUACAGAAACAGCUGCAAUUAGUGUUUCAGCACCACAGCGCCCGGAGCUAAACCUGGAGAUGAAACAAGGAUGCACAACAGCCUCUGAAGAAAGUUUUGACGUGACCAUGUCCAUCAUUGCGAGUCAUUCUCUGGAUUCAACAGCAACUGCUUUUAAUGUGACUCUAUUUCUGUAUGCCAUGGAGAGUAUGAGUCAUGUGGCUUAUAGUGACGCUUCGGCAAAGGGCUACCAAACUGAUUGGAAUGUUUCGGGCAAUGUUAGAAGCUACUAUAUUGAACGAAUAACAUUUAGUACACCGAUGGAUAUCCUUGUUCGUGAAAUGAUCAACAUGAAGAACGUAACUAUGAAAAGAGCCAAGAAUUUCAUAGUAAUGGCGGAAGUGGUAUAUACUGAUCGCUGGGCCAAUGAUGUAGAAUAUUGGUCAGGGUUAAAAUAUUUAUCUCUUGAUUUACCUUUAAGAUGUGCUAGAGAAUUAAAUUGGACAUUAUCAGUGAACUGUACAUGUUCCUAUAAUACAUCUUUAACCAGCUGUGGAUGCUGUCAGGAAGGUGCUUGUCAGUGUGGUGAAAUUAAUCCCAAUCUCUGUCUACCGUGUGACCAAAAAGCUUUGUGUCAGCCGAGACUACCAGAAUUCACAAGAAUAAGUGAACUAGUGGAAGAUAAUGGCUCUAGAAUUGUUUGUGAUGCCUUCUUUAAAUACAGACCAAUAAGGAAGGAAGCGUCGUGUUAUCGUAUGUUUGAUGAUAAUAGAAAAAAUCAAGCUUUCCCUGCAACAGUUGCUACAAUUUUAGGAGUUGACUAUGUGACCGGGUAUUUGUAUGGUAUAUCCAAUAAUGGUCUCGCCUACGUCAGGAGUCACGACAAAGGAGCGUCGUGGGUAACCAUUGAACCGACAUUCUACGACUACGUACAGUCAGCUUAUCAUUAUAUCAAGGCUGUAUUUAGUGAUUAG